Molecule: messenger RNA, 844 nt
Organism: Helianthus annuus (common sunflower)
Lineage: Eukaryota; Viridiplantae; Streptophyta; Magnoliopsida; Asterales; Asteraceae
Exons: 3
Coding region: 146-622 (158 amino acids)
Source: RefSeq, a predicted model, not a curated record
AACCAAUCCUUAUCUUUAAACCCCUAACCCACACUCGUAGACACUCUUACGACGCCGUUUCGCACCCCGUCUUCCACCUCCUACCGCAUCGUUAUCUGCAAAAAUCUCCAUUGAAGAACAAACCCCUUAAUUUAAUUCCAUAAAAAUGGAAACUUUAACACUUUCCUCAAUCUCUUCAACCACUCGAUUCAACACAACAAAUUUACAUCUUUCUUCAUUCUCCCCAAUUUCAUUUCCAUCUUCUAGUUUUUCAACAUCAUUAAGAACGAACAGAAGAACCUUAAUUUUAUCAAAAUCGGCAUCUGAAGAGACCGAAAUCACCGCCGUUGAAGACGACUGGCUUAAGAAUUUGCCCGACAAGAAGAAGCCGUUGUACUCGCACAGCUUGCCUUGCAUCGAGGGAUGGUUGAAGCAAUUAGGGUUUUUUCAGAAGAGUGAUGAUAGAGCUGUUUGGUUUAUUGAAAAAACUGAGUGGCAUGCAAAACUGUCGCUUGAUUUAACAGACCUUUAUAUCAGGUACUUAAAGAGCGGGCCAGGAAAUCUUGAUAAAGACGUCGAGAGGAGAUUUAGCUAUGCAUUAAGUAGAGAAGAUAUUGAGAACGCUAUACUUGGGGGACCUUGAGUUCACCCGCGAUUGAAGUAUAGGAAGUCAUUGUAUACACGAUUCAGGAUCUUUCCCUCAACCGGCUAACAUAUCUCCCUAUAGACCGAUCUUUGGAUUCGAAACUUUUUGAAGAAGAUAACAAAAUGGUCUUAUUGGGAACCCCACUAGGCCUAGCCCAAAGUCAACCAUCCUUGUUCACUAUUUCUUGAUCUCUUUCACCAACUCAAAAUAAAAGGGAAU